Molecule: messenger RNA, 2539 nt
Organism: Neogale vison (American mink)
Lineage: Eukaryota; Metazoa; Chordata; Mammalia; Carnivora; Mustelidae
Gene: CNOT4
Product: CCR4-NOT transcription complex subunit 4
Exons: 12
Coding region: 308-2449 (713 amino acids)
Biological process (GO): protein ubiquitination
Cellular component (GO): CCR4-NOT complex
Molecular function (GO): RNA binding; ubiquitin-protein transferase activity; metal ion binding
Source: RefSeq, a predicted model, not a curated record
CGGAGGAGUCUUACCCUAAUGUAAGAUGGUGGCCCGUCUGGCUGUGGAACCCACCGAAAGCUGAGAGUCUGUCUCUCAGCCGUAAAGGUCGGACUCGCUGAAGCAAUCAGGCCCGGUUCUGAAGAGUUUUUUCCCCGACACUCGUUCAGUGGUCUCUUGUGAGGACGCGGCAGCGCGUGGAGUCGGCUAAGGGAAAAGCGAGGCAAGGCAGGCGGGUCUUUGAAGUUCUACAGUUUAGUUCUCAGUGCUGAACUUCCUUCUCCCUUAAGUUAUUAUAAACUUUUGCUGCUGUUUAAUAAACGUGAAGAUGUCUCGCAGUCCUGAUGCGAAAGAAGACCCUGUGGAAUGUCCUCUUUGCAUGGAGCCCUUGGAGAUAGAUGAUAUCAACUUUUUUCCUUGCACCUGUGGCUAUCAGAUUUGCCGAUUUUGUUGGCAUCGAAUUCGCACUGAUGAAAAUGGGCUUUGUCCUGCGUGUAGAAAGCCAUAUCCAGAAGACCCAGCAGUUUAUAAACCACUUUCCCAGGAAGAACUGCAAAGGAUAAAGAAUGAGAAAAAACAGAAACAGAACGAGAGAAAACAGAAAAUAUCAGAAAACCGCAAACAUUUGGCUAGUGUACGUGUUGUACAAAAAAACCUCGUCUUUGUUGUAGGUCUGUCUCAGCGCCUAGCAGACCCAGAGGUUUUAAAACGACCAGAAUAUUUUGGGAAGUUUGGUAAAAUACAUAAAGUUGUCAUCAAUAAUAGCACAUCAUAUGCAGGCUCACAGGGUCCAAGUGCCAGUGCUUAUGUAACCUAUAUCCGGUCAGAAGAUGCUCUCAGAGCCAUACAGUGUGUCAACAAUGUGGUAGUAGAUGGCAGAACACUUAAGGCAUCUCUAGGUACAACAAAAUACUGCAGUUACUUCUUAAAGAAUAUGCAGUGUCCAAAGCCUGACUGCAUGUAUCUACAUGAAUUGGGGGAUGAGGCGGCCAGCUUCACGAAAGAGGAAAUGCAGGCGGGUAAGCACCAAGAAUAUGAACAGAAACUACUUCAAGAAUUAUAUAAGUUAAACCCCAAUUUUCUUCAACUAUCUACGGGUUCAGUUGAUAAGAAUAAGAACAAAGUGACACCACUGCAGAGGUAUGAUACCCCCAUUGACAAACCUUCAGAUUCUCUCAGUAUAGGGAAUGGUGAUAAUUCCCAGCAGAUAUCUAACAGUGAUACGCCUUCACCACCACCUGGUUUAUCAAAAUCCAAUCCAGUCAUCCCCAUCAGUUCAUCCAAUCACAGUGCACGGUCUCCUUUUGAAGGGGCAGUAACUGAGUCACAGUCGUUAUUCUCAGAUAACUUUCGCCAUCCCAACCCAAUCCCAAGUGGGCUUCCUCCUUUCCCCAGCUCCCCACAGACAUCCAGUGACUGGCCUACAGCACCAGAGCCACAGAGUCUCUUCACAUCAGAAACAAUCCCAGUAUCAUCCUCUACAGACUGGCAAGCAGCAUUUGGCUUUGGUUCUUCUAAACAACCAGAGGAUGACUUGGGUUUUGAUCCCUUUGAUGUCACUCGAAAAGCCUUAGCAGACCUGAUUGAAAAGGAACUGUCAGUCCAAGACCAGCCUUCCCUUUCGCCCACAUCUCUUCAGAACUCCUCUUCACACACUACAACCGCCAAAGGUCCGGGCUCUGGAUUCCUGCAUCCUGCUGCACCGACAAAUGCCAACUCUCUCAAUAGUACCUUUUCAGUCUUGCCACAGAGGUUCCCUCAAUUUCAGCAGCACCGAGCAGUUUAUAAUUCAUUCAGUUUUCCAGGCCAGGCAACCCGCUAUCCUUGGAUGGCCUUUCCACGCAAUAGCAUCAUGCACUUGAACCACACAGCAAACCCCACCUCAAAUAGUAAUUUCUUGGACUUGAAUCUCCCGCCACAGCACAACACAGGUCUGGGAGGGAUCCCUAUAGCAGACAACAGCAGUUCUGUAGAGAGUUUAAAUAUGAAGGAAUGGCAGGACGGGCUAAGGGCACUUCUACCCAACAUUAACAUCAACUUUGGUGGACUGCCCAAUUCCUCCUCCCCCUCCAACGCCAACCACAGUGCACCAACGUCCAACCCUGCCACCACCGACAGCCUGAGUUGGGACAGCCCUGGCAGCUGGACAGACCCAGCCAUCAUCACAGGUAUUCCAGCAACUUCAGGAAACAGUUUAGACUCUCUUCAAGAUGACAAUCCUCCACACUGGCUAAAAUCCCUUCAGGCCCUCACAGAGAUGGACGGCCCCAGUGCUGCUCCGUCACAGACCCACCACAGCGCCCCCUUCAGCACACAGAUCCCUCUGCACAGAGCCAGUUGGAAUCCCUACCCCCCUCCUUCAAACCCUUCCAGCUUCCACUCCCCACCCCCAGGCUUUCAGACAGCCUUCAGACCCCCCAGCAAAACCCCCACAGAUUUACUACAGAGUUCAACACUGGACCGCCAUUAGGGAAAGAGGAGAAACCAUUAGAAAAUGCAGGAUUUGUCGCACCCCGUUUUCUCCCCCUCAGCCCGCCCACCGCUCCCUUCUCAUCUCUUA